This is a messenger RNA of Trichomonas vaginalis G3, 2925 nucleotides long. RefSeq names its product armadillo (ARM) repeat-containing protein family. The transcript has a single exon. Bases 1 to 2925 code for a protein of 974 amino acids. Lineage: Eukaryota; Parabasalia; Trichomonadida; Trichomonadidae. The record is from RefSeq and is a predicted model, not a curated record.
AUGAGUUCGCCCUUGGAACAACAAUUCGAAGUUUUUGUUGGUAAAUUCCAACAAGGUGCAGAAGAUACACAUGAUUUUCUUAAAAAUAUGAUGCAAGACCCAGAUUUUCUUCGAAUUCCAAGUUCAAUAUUGGGAAAAAAUGAAUAUCCAGAUUUUCUUUUUAUGAUUUUACAAGCUUCUCAAGCUAUUAUUGAAAACAAUUGGGAUUAUAGCAACCCAGUUUGCAUGGAAUUUUUAAAAAAUUUGGUAUUUUUUCUUGCACCAAACUCUAAUGAAAACAAUGACACAAUUUCCUUAUGCAUUGAUAUACUCACAUUCAUUACGCUGAAUUAUUGGCCGCCAUUUCCUUCUGAAAAUAAUGAUUCUCAAUCAGAUUACAUUUUACUGGUUGGAAUCUCGUUUAGUUCUCUUUCAAUCAUAGCCAAAGUUCUAUAUAAGCAAAUAACAGAUCCAAAUUAUCGAAAUCAACAAAGUAUUCAACAAAUACAAAAUAUCAGCUCCAAACACGAAGAUUUCGACAAAGCAAUUCAGUUCUUACUAAGUAUCAUCGAAACUAAUCCAAACAAAACAACUUACGUUUUAUUAUUUGAUUUUAUUUCCGACAUGAGCAAGAUUUACGCGUUUGAGUAUUACCCAGAAGCCAUAAGUACAUUUUUUGUUAAUAAUCAGCAAGAAGAAUACUUUCCUGCUUUAUCUCGGCUGAUUUUGACUCAACACGUACUUGGAAACACUGAAAGAUUGAUUCCCAUUGGCGAAUUCAUUGGAAAUUUCAUAAAUUUGUCAAUAAAUCCGAAAUUAAUUGUCGAAAAUUCGGAUUUCUUUGAAUUAUUUACAGAUCUAGCUCCACAAAUCUCCAUCAUGAACGAUACAUCUCAUCCAAACUCAGAAGAAGAACCAAAUAAUCCAAAUCCAUUUGAAAAAUAUUUAUUUGACCAUUUACAAGGAGUUUUACUUUUAAUUUCGAACCUUACAAAAGAGAGACCAGAUUUUGUACAAAAAUUUCUCAAAAUUUUUGAAUUUUUAAUUUCCAAAAAAUUUAAGCAUUUAAUGAGCAUUGUACACUGGCAAUCAAUUUACUACAGUGUACUGAACAUUAUUCCAGCGUUUUUCAAGGUUAUUGAUGACAAAAUAAUUUUUGAAAAUAAUCCUCAAAAUAAAAUGUUCCAAAUGUUCUCUUAUGCAUUAUCAUUGAUAACAUCAGCACAUGAUGAACAAAUUUUCUCUCUAAUUCAGAGUUAUUUCGUUGAAAUUGUUAAUAAUCAAGAAUCUUUUGAAGAAAACAUGGAAAAAAUUGAAAAACUGAUAUCUAUGUUGAUUAUAAUACUCCAUUAUUCAAAAGAUACUUCGCGAUACUCAGAAAUUAUUAACUUUUUUAUUCAGAACAUCCAGAAGCCACAAGAAGACACUAUUUAUCAAAAUGAGCUCAUAUUCUUCUUUAUUUCGCAAAUUAGUGAUGUUUUACAUUCAAAUGUUUUUUCUGGACUUUUAGGAGGAAUUUACGACCAAUUUUAUCAGCACUUGGAUACAGAUAAUUACAUGUAUCAAAUGUUUAUUGCAAAAUGUUUGUUUUCUUUCAUUAAUUUAGACUUUUAUAAUAAUUCUAACAAUAGACAAGCCAUUGCCUAUUAUCUGAAUAACAUGAAGGUACAAGGACUUAUGGAGAUGAUAAUUCCUAGCUUCGAACCAACUUUGGCCAAGCUUCAUCCCCUUUCUUUGCCAGAUUUCAUAAAAUUCAAUCAAAUCCUGCCAUUUAUGCUUAACUACAUAAACUGCAGGAAACAGGGGUUAUCAACUAGGUUAAAUCAAUUCAGAAAAAACACAGAAAUUCAUUUGUUAAAUUUCCUUAGCCAACAACUUGAAUCGUUUAAUCCAAGUGACAUUGAGAGUCUACAUACAACAUCUAUUGCCGUGAAAAUGAUAAAUGACUUAGCUUCUGCGAUUUAUAAAAAAGAUAUAGUUUCAGAUAAAGAAAACAAGAAUAUUUAUACCGGAGUAUCAAUGAUAAUUGAAAAGCUCCCAGUUCUUCUUGAAAAUAUCAAUGGAAACAUCGAAGCAGCAAAUAAUCAAAAUUCAAUUCAGGAAUAUUUCAAUUCUGACCUGUUUUCCAUGCAUUAUAAACUUUUCAAGAAGAUGGUUAAGCUUAUUUCAUUACAGCCUCAAUUCCUUCCUAAAGAAGACUACAUUCAAUUGUUCCUUUCGACUCCUCAGGCUUUUUAUACUCAAGACAUGGCUGAAAGACUAUACAUAAUGUUCCAGACCUAUCCUUCUGAUGAAGAAUCCCAAAAAAGUUUUGAUUUCGUAUUAAAUUCUCUCUUUUUAAUGGAAAAUCCACCAAAAGACAUCAUGUCUGCUUCUAUAAAGUUCGUAACUAGUUUUGUUUCCAAUAAUAAUGCAGAAAUUUUGCAAAGAUAUAUUUUCCCAAUUAUUCAGAGAAUCAUUAUGUUCUGUAACUGUCCAAUUAUUGAUAUAUCAAGGAAUGCGCUUAAUUGUCUGUCUAAAUUCAUUUCUGAUAUGGAUUCCGAGCAUAAACAAAAAACCAGACAGGAAAAUUAUGCUCCAAGUUAUAAAGAUCUAAUAGUUGUGGCUACAGAAUCAGGAGAGAUGACAAUUAUUGAAUACAUUUUCAUAGAAAUUAUUGGAUUAAUUUCUCUUGGAUAUUUGAAGUUUAAUUUCGAUCGGUUCCUUAAUAUCUUCUCAACUGAAUUAGUUUUCGAUCCAAUUCAGCAGAAUUUUGACAAAAUUUUGGAUGAAAAACUUGGAACACAUGAAGGAGAGCUUCCUGAUCUCAUUAGAACACUUGUGUUUGACCAUAGCAACGAAGCAAACCAUCAUAGACCGAAUAUUUUGAAAAAAGUUUUUGUUUUAUUUUCUGGAGUUUCCUAUGCCGAUCCAGAUUUCAACAUUCGUUAUAGGAAUACAAAAUAA